GGCAAUGCAGGAGCGGUGCCAGUCAGCCCGAGCAGCGCUCCAUGCCCAGUCUUAUUUUGGGUCAGUCUGUUGCUCCCUUCUUCGUGGUGGUGGUGUCUGCUGCUAUACAACUGACUUGAGAUAUUUUUCUUCUUGUGAAAUUAAUGUUUUUUUUUAAACUAUCCAGCCUGUUAUGGAAUUAAGACAACGCUUCCCAGAAGAAAAUAUUUUCUAAGUUCCAGUCACUUCCUUUUUAUAAUUACAUUUUUUUACGGACUGGUCUGCAUUCUCACUGGACAGAAAUUACAUCUUUUUUUCCCCCGAACAUCUGUGUGAAAUAAAGCCAGAACGCAAAGUCCUUGUUUGGCAGCGCUGAAUUAUUUUUGAGUGAGGGUUUGAUUUACAAAAUCUUUCAGAGCAACAUACAUCAGGGCAUUGAAGUACCGAAGCAGCAGGAUAAAUACAGGACUCAACUUGAUGCAGGGCUAGACCAUGUGUUCUCCCAGCCACCCAAACUGGGUCACUUUUGAUGAUGACACUGCUGCCUUCCAGUCACCGCAGAAGCCUUUACAUUCUCCUAGUGCCAGUGUUGGGAUCCCCAGGCCCAACGGCUUAAAACUGAAUCUGCCUCCUCGAUAUGAACCUGCAAAAAGAUCCUCGUCCACAAGCAGCAGCCCUCUUGCAUCUCCUCUGAGGAGCCCCUGUGUGCCCAGCAAUACCCCGCUCUGCACUCCUGUGAGAGAGGCUCCAGGGAACCCUUGCACUCCCUUCUCCAGCUUUUACCAUCAGCAUGGCUUUUUUAGGUCCCUCUCAUCCCCCAGCAGUAACCUGCUGCUUUCACCUGCUGUAGAGCUGGCUGCCAAUCCGUGCCACCCACCAGAUCUCCACACAGCAGAUCCAGAGACCCUGUCUACAGCUCAGAGUUUGUUUAUCACAGAGGAGCGGUUCUGCCCUUUCCAGGAUGACAGCAGCCACUCAAACCCAUUCUGGCCAGACAGGAAUCAAUCAGGCAGCUCCUCGUCGGACUCUGAACCCAACUCCGCAGAAAUCAGCGACGCCCAUCCUCAUUUUUUCUUUAGAAAAGAGGGGUACGAUUCCCCUGGAAGUCAUAUUCACCAGUCCUUCGAUUAUAUUUGUCAAAAGCUGGAAAGUUUCCAAGCCGGCAACACAGAGGAAAGGGUUGGGUCAGCACCGGAGAAGCCCGUUCAAGGGCAGAGCUUCAUACCACGUGGCCUAUUCCGAAGUCAGAAUCGAGACGGCUGGUCCCUCAUGCUGAGGAUCCCUGAAAAGAAGAACCGCAUGUCGUCUCGCCAGUGGGGACCCAUCUACCUUAAACUCUUACCUGGUGGCGUUUUACAGAUGUACUACGAGAAAGGCUUGGAGAAACCCUUCAAGGAAUUUCAGCUGCAUCCGUACUGCAGGCUCUCUGAACCCAAGCUAGAGAACUGCAACGAGCCUGGGAAAAUCCACACGGUGAAGAUCCAGCAAGUUUCCUACACAGAGAAAAGGAAGUGCCACCCCAAGGGACACGAGGCAGAAACGGAGCAGAUGCUCAAGCUGGGAACCACGAACUACAGUGACUUCAUGGAUUUACUCUCAUCCAUCGAAGAGGAGCUCAUGAGACUCCCGCCUCACUCGCACCAGAAGAAGCACUACGAGGAGCAGGCACUGGGGCUGGAGAUUGUGGACAGCUUCUGGGGAAGACUUGGCAAAGACGGAAAGGUGGUUGAAAACGCAGUGGUAACCCACGUAUACUGCCUGUCCUUUGUCAAUGGCAGAGCAGAGUGCUUUUUAGCUUUAAAUGACCUCCAACUACAUAGAGGGAACCCGAACUAUGCCGAGGAGACAGAUGAGGGCUGGAUCGAGAUCUCUGAGCACUAUUUUCACAAAUGUGUCAAAGAAAGUGAGUUUCAGAAGUCGAGGCUCAUCAAAUUCAGCCCUCCCGACGCCUGCCGGGUGGAGCUGAUGCGCUUCAAGACACUUUCAGUCGAUGCAGAGCUGCCGUUCUCCGUCAAGGCGGUGCUUACUGUGCAGGGAGCCUAUGUGGAAUUACAGGCUUUCUUAAACAUGUCCCCUGCCUUUACACACUCACUGCGUCAGGACUCUGCACAGGUCUGUGAGAAUGUUCUCAUUCAGGUCCCACUUCCCGGAGACUGGAUUAAAGUCUCUCGCACUAUGAGUCUCCUAAGGCAGAAGUCGCUGAAGGCUAAAAUGAACAGAAAUGCCUGCCUUGGAUCUGUCACCACAGCCGAUUCGGAGCCUGUGAUGCAGGUCACUGUUGGAACGGUGAAGUACGAGAAUGCAUACGGAGCAAUAGUAUGGAGAAUCGACCGACUUCCUGCCAAGAACACAGCUUCAGAUCAUCCGCUCUGCUUCUCUUGCAAACUUGAACUGGGGUCAGACCAAGAGAUUCCGUCUGACUGGCUGCCUUUUGUGACGAUUGAGUUUGACGUCGCUGACACGGCCGCUUCAGGGACCCGAGUGAAAGCCCUGGGCACUGACAGCGAUAUCCAGCCUCAGAAACACAUCAUCACCAGGGCACACUACCACUGUCAGAUGGAAAUCGACAGAAAGUGGAUAAGAAGUGAUGAUGAAGACCCUAGAAAGCACAGUGACUGUGUGACACAAUGAUCUGCAGGAAGUGGGAAGGAAAGCACAGACCUCUGUAGUAUACAAGAAGCAACCUUCAGUGUUUUUCAACCUUCAUUUGAGGAUUUCUGUUUGGGGCACAGACUUACAAAGCUUUUACUGUAAUGCUUAAUUAGUUCCAGUGUACUUCCAGGCAGUGGAUUGCUUUACAAAACGCACCCUAGAGAUUUAGUGUAAUGAUUAUUAGGUCUAGACACAUUAUCACCUGCCUCUUUUUACCUGUGUUGAUUCAUUCAUCUCUCUCUUUGCUUAUUUAGUUGAGGAUGUGCUGCUGUAUCAGUUAAAGUAGCUGUAGCUUCCUGGUAUCAAAUGACUUCCUUUGAUUUCUUUCCAGUUCUGUCCAAUGGACUUGGUGGAUUCAGACAAUGUUACUAAAGCAGAGGAAGUGACUAGGUACCAGGAAGUAAAGCUAUGCUGCUUUUUUUUUUAUCUGAAAUGUAGUAAACGUCUGUACUGCACAUGCCAGAAAUAAUUAAGAGAUGUUCAUUGUAAUGAAAAGGGGACCAGUGAUAAAGUUGCUUGAGCUAGAAUUAAGAAAAUAGUUUUUAAAAGUUUGUCUAUGUAUCACUCCCUAAAGCACCAGUGACACACGGUCCUGUUCUAUUCAGAACUAUGAAUCUGCCUUUUCUUUUCUAUAAUGAACUGUUUUGCCCAGUUUUUUAUUUUUAUUUACUUAAUGUAAGUCACCAAGAUUUGUAAGUCUGUCCCUUGGUACACUAAAUCAGUUCUGUGCUACAGUACAUAUACCGUGUCUUCCGUAGUUCCCUAAAGGUAGUUUUAGCUGUAGGGACACAAGCUCCCCUCUCGAUACCUUCUUGUAAUGUAACGCUGUGCUUUGUAAUAAAGAAGGUCUCGCUUGAGUACUUGCUGCAGUAGAGGUAGUUUUAUUUUCCCCUAUGUCAGAAAACAAUCUGAUUCAGAUUUACUCCACUACAGUAUGUGCAAUAACAAAAAUAAUAUACUAUAUAGCCAUAAUAUGUGCAAUACGUGCAGUUUUAGUUGUUCACCUCUGCAAAUCCUCUGAAUUUCCACUGUGAGGCACUCUAUACACCAUUGACGUUGGCAAAAUGGAGAGAGGUAUUGCUGCAGAACGAAGGCUCCCACAGCAUAGCUCACACAGGGCAGUGCACAACUCGUAAUAGACAUCAUUAUUAUAUGGUACAGCUCGAUCACAUGAUAAGGGUGAACAUUUUGGUACUAAAACAAAGUUUAUUUCAUAUAAUAAUCUAAUCCUAAACCUAAGGUUCGUGAGGUAUUAUGGUCACGUGGUAGGGGUGUUGAGGGUGACAGCAUGGACUGGGGACUUUGAAAGGGACUGGGAGUGAGCUGGCUUCCCAGACCAAGUGUCAUUUUAGUAUUGCACAAAAACAGCUUUCUCACGCCCAGUUUCCCUGAAGGAAUUAGGUGGUAGUCACAAAUCACUUAUCCCUGACAGACAUAGAAUCAGCACCCUAUUACUUAUUACUUAGUUAUGGCAGGUUUUAGACUUUUUUUCUCCCACCCCAUUUAUAUGCAAAUAAAGCCCCCACAUGCACACUUAAACAUGGCCUGGACUGUCCCAUUGCACAUUUAAUAAAUCUAAAUUUAAGUCUGUCAAUCCAAAACAUUGAACAUGCUUCCAAAUUGAUCUGCCGUUCACAGCACAAGAGGAUAAGUAUUCAUGAUAGGGCUGCCAAUCUACAACAAUCACAUUUUAUACAUGUUCAAGCCAAUAUAAAUUACUUUCACACUACCAUAAUACAGAUUAUGAGUUUUUACAAAUGUAGUAAUAAGUUGUAUAUAAUAUGAAAAAGCUAUGGAAAAAUAAAUAUAUAUUUUCAUAAUACUUUAAUAUUGUUCCAUUUAUCUGGUUUUGGCAUAAUCAUGAAAAAAAAAAAAAAACCCUGAUGAAAUGUUGGUAAAUGGUCAAUGUUAAGUGCAAUCACUGAAAAAAUCCUCUUGUUUUUGUCUUAUAGACUGGCUAAAUAAUGCAACCGAGACACUGCUUCAGCUGUUUUUCUGAAUCAACACAAUGUGCUGGCAUGUGAUGCAUAAACUAAUAUAAAAUAAAAUCUAAACAAAGAAUCAGUGAAGCUCACUCUU
Polyodon spathula (Mississippi paddlefish) is the source of this 4710-nucleotide messenger RNA. RefSeq names its product stonin-1-like. Gene Ontology annotation, biological process: synaptic vesicle endocytosis; clathrin-dependent endocytosis; regulation of endocytosis. The transcript has 4 exons. NCBI's taxonomy places the organism in Eukaryota, Metazoa, Chordata, Actinopteri, Acipenseriformes, Polyodontidae. The record is from RefSeq and is a predicted model, not a curated record. Gene Ontology annotation, molecular function: clathrin-cargo adaptor activity. Gene Ontology annotation, cellular component: synaptic vesicle; AP-2 adaptor complex. Bases 472 to 2610 code for a protein of 712 amino acids.